Molecule: messenger RNA, 997 nt
Organism: Condylura cristata (star-nosed mole)
Lineage: Eukaryota; Metazoa; Chordata; Mammalia; Eulipotyphla; Talpidae
Product: eukaryotic translation initiation factor 4E-like
Exons: 5
Biological process (GO): translational initiation
Cellular component (GO): cytoplasm; eukaryotic translation initiation factor 4F complex
Molecular function (GO): RNA 7-methylguanosine cap binding; translation initiation factor activity
Source: RefSeq, a predicted model, not a curated record
AGGCCUGUUCCUGUCCCCGCGUUGCUCCGGCUCAGUGCUGCUGCGCGGCGAGCGGCCAGCGCCGAGGCCCGGUCCCGCGGGGCUGCAGGCCACGUCCGCCCUCCUGGCUUGUGGAGCGGUGGGGACGCCGUGCGCGCCCUCUUCUGGGGCACCUGCGCAGAGCUGUCCGUCUCGCUCUGCUGGCCGCUCCGGGCGCAGCACCUGCCUCCCGGCCGGGCCGGGCUCCCCCGGCCCCGGGGCCCCAGCUGCUUCGCCCGCCACGGCUGUGCGCUGCUGCUGGACACGGGCGCAAGGCCGCUGACGCUGGCUUUUUCUUGUAGAUGGGCUCUGUGGUUUUUUAAGAAUGACAAAAGCAAAACUUGGCAAGCAAACCUCCGGCUGAUCUCGAAGUUCGACACUGUUGAAGACUUCUGGGCUCUGUACAACCACAUCCAGCUGUCCAGUAAUUUAAUGCCUGGCUGUGACUACUCGCUCUUCAAGGAUGGCAUUGAGCCCAUGUGGGAAGAUGAGAAGAACAAGCGCGGAGGACGAUGGCUGAUCACGCUGAACAAGCAGCAGAGACGAAGUGACCUCGAUCGCUUUUGGCUAGAGACACUGCUGUGCCUUAUCGGAGAGUCUUUCGACGACUACAGUGACGACGUGUGUGGAGCGGUGGUCAACGUUAGAACUAAAGGGGAUAAGAUAGCGAUAUGGACUACUGAGUGCGAGAACAGGGAGGCCGUCACACACAUAGGGAGGGUAUACAAGGAGAGGUUAGGACUUCCUGCCAAGAUAGUGAUUGGGUACCAGUCCCACGCAGACACGGCUACCAAGAGCGGCUCUACCACUAAGAAUAGGUUUGUUGUGUAAGAAGACCCCUUCCGAGUGUCCUCACAGGAGACUGCGUCAAGCAAUCGAGAUUUGGGAGCUGAACCAAAGCCUCUUCGACAGCAGAGUGGACUGCGUUUAAAUUUGAUUUCCAUCUAAAUGUUGCUAAGAUAUAAGAAGUCUCAUUCGC